GCCAAAUGGUUGACCAAAAAUGUUGUUUUUUCUCGUAUAAGAUGUUGAACAGAUCUCAAGAAAAAAAACUACUCUCAUUAAUAUCUUUAUAUAUCAUUUUUCUUCUUUCUCUUUCAUAAUGGUUUCUGCAGAAACCAAGGCUAAUAAUAGACCAGAAAGAAUCAAACUAAUUGAUGGAAGAAAAUUGGCUUACAAAGAAAGAGGUGUUCCCAAAGACAAAUCCAAUUACAGAAUUAUUAUGGUUCAUGGAUUUGAUAGCUCCAAAGAAAGAGAUUUUCUUGCACCCCAGGAACUUAUGAACACAUUGGGAAUAUAUAUGGUUCAAUUUGAUAGAGCUGGAUAUGGAGAAAGUGAUCCAAAUCCAAAAAGAUCACUAAGGAGUGAAGCAUCUGAUAUUGAGGAAUUAGCUAAUCACUUGGAAUUAGGAUCCAAAUUCUACAUAAUUGGUUUCUCAAUGGGAUCUUAUCCAACCUGGAGUUGUAUCAAACACCUCUCACAUAGGUUAGCCGGGGUGGCAUUUGUGGUUCCCAUUGUCAAUUACCAAUGGCCCUCUCUCCCGGACUCUAUAACAAAGGACGACAACCGGAAGAGGUGGUACAAAAGGAUGACUUGGGUUGCAAGAUAUGCUCCUAGAUUAUUGCAUUGGUGGUUGAUCCGAAAAACGUCUUCCUCCCCCUCUGCUGAUAAUACAAGACCUACAUAUUUUACUGACAAGGACUUGGAGCUUUUAAAGAAGGCACCUGGAUUUCAAUUUCUUACCGCGGAUAAGCUAAAGAGCAGGAGUGUUUUCAACAACCUCCGAAGCGACUUCCUUGUGGCAUUUAGUAAAUGGGAUUUUGAUCCUUUGGAGCUUAGCGAUCCUUUUCCUGAAAACGACCAAAGUUUUGUUCACAUCUGGCAUGGCUGUGAAGACAGAUUUAUCAAUUUGAAACUACAAAGACAUGUCUCAGAAAGGUUACCUUGGAUUCAAUAUCAUGAAGUUCGUGAUGGCGGACAUUUGUUGAUCUAUGAUACCAUUGUCUGUGAAGCCAUCUUAAAGUCUCUUUUGCUUGGAGAGGAGACACCACUCUAUACACCAAAAUUUUCUUCCUAA
Molecule: messenger RNA, 1093 nt
Organism: Lycium barbarum (goji berry)
Lineage: Eukaryota; Viridiplantae; Streptophyta; Magnoliopsida; Solanales; Solanaceae
Exons: 4
Coding region: 119-1093 (324 amino acids)
Source: RefSeq, a predicted model, not a curated record